AUGGUUAGUCCUAAAUUGAUAGGGGUUGCAUUGUUUGUUCUACUUCUCAUACACGUCAGCAUUGCAAAAAGGACAAUAUCGAGCUAUGACGGUGAUGAAAGUGGAGGUAGCGACGGAGAUGGGUCUGGUAUGUCUAGUGGAAGUGGAAACGAGGGUUCACAUAAAGGAGGGCACCAAGAUAAAAGUAGUAGUGGAGGCUCUGGAUCUGGAUCUAGUUCGGGAACCGGUUCAGAUGAUGGCUCGGGAUCUAGUUCAGGAAGCGGUUCAAGUGGUGGCUCUAGUUUAGGGAGCAGUUUAAUUGGUGGCUAUGGAUCUGGUUCAGGUAGCGAUUCAAGUGGUGGCUAUGGAUCUGGCUCAGGAAGCGGUUCAAGUGGUGGCUAUGGAUCUGGUUCAGGUAGCGAUUCAAGUGGUGGCUCUGGAUCUGGUUCAGGAAGCGGUUCAAGUGGCUCAGGAUCUGGUUCAGGAAGCGGUUCAAGUGGCUCAGGAUCUGGUUCAGGAAGCGGUUCAAGUGGUGGAUCCGGAUCUAGUUCAGGAAGCGGUUCAAAUGGUGGCUCCGGAUCUAAUUCAGGAAGCGGUUCAAGUGGUGGCUCCGGAUCUAGUUCCGGAAGUGGUUCAAGUGGCUCAGGAUACGGUUCAGGAAGCAGUUCAAGUGGUGGGUCUGGAUCUAAUUCUGAAGGCGGUUCAAAUGGUGGUUAUGGAUCUAGUUCUGGAAGCGGUUCAUCGAAUGGUGGCUUUGGUGGAGGUAAUGAUGGUGGAAAAGGUAGUGAUGAAGGAAGUGAUGGUUCUGGAUCAGGUUCUGGAGGUGGUUAUAAUUUACGUAAUUGA
Amaranthus tricolor (Joseph's coat) is the source of this 825-nucleotide messenger RNA. RefSeq lists its product as uncharacterized. NCBI's taxonomy places the organism in Eukaryota, Viridiplantae, Streptophyta, Magnoliopsida, Caryophyllales, Amaranthaceae. The transcript has a single exon. The record is from RefSeq and is a predicted model, not a curated record. Bases 1 to 825 code for a protein of 274 amino acids.